UUGCAGUCGUGCCCCGUGGUGUUUGCGUAGCAUGGCAGUAACUUUUCGUUUUUUGUGGCAUUUUAGUUAAUUUUCACUGGUGAAGUUACGAAAACUGUAUCCCUUGUAGGACAGAAGCCAUGGAUAGAUAUUAGUUGGCGGUAACAGUGAUUAACUGAUCUAUUUUCGGAAAAAGAGCGAAACUUUCUUUGUUUCCGGAGUACGGAGGAUUUUUGUUUUUUCUCUUUUGAAUGAACUAUCGAGCCGAGUGUGUUCUUCGUGUUGUUUUUGUUCAUUCGACGUACACAAACUAUCGGAUCGGUGUUUUUUAAGGGCAGUAGAGGCUCUGAACCUCCUCUUUUCUACUAGUUUGUUAAUCAUUCGUGGCUGAGCUGUUCAAGUGCAUAAACCUACGCAAAGCAGUGUACGCGAUACUUUUGGUGUCGGAAUAACAUUCGAUUUCGCUGAGGGGUUGUGUUAGGAAAAGCCGGAUGAGUUUCAGUAGCAUUAGCUUGCCGGGUCUGGGCGAGAUGGAGCAGAUCAUCUGCAGCCUGGAACGUGGCACGUUGAUCCAAAAGUUCUACCCGCGGCGGAAACCGGAAAAGAAAACGUUGAUGCUCCGUAGAGAAACACGGCAGGUAACGUGGUCUUCGCCUUCGCAGAAUAACCGGGCAAAUUUCGAAGGGGCCUUGGAACUACGAGAAGUGAAGGAAGUUCGUCUUGGAAAAAGCUCAAAAGAUUUCGAGAAAUGGCCCGAAGAAACGAAGAAGAUUGAACUCCGCAAAUGUUUUGUAGUGUUUUACGGCAGCGAGUUUAAACUGCGUUCACUUUCCGUUGUCGCUCUCUCCGAAAAAGAAUGUGACAUGUGGAUGAAAGGUCUUAAGUACAUGGUCACUGACACAAUCAGUGCCCCGUACUGGCUUCAGGUCGAAAGGUGGCUUCGGAAAGAGUUCUAUGCUAUGGAAAAUCCACGAGAAACAGUGGCUCUGAAGGAAGUCAAAUCAUUCCUGCCAAAAGUCAACUGUAAGAUAACGACAGCCAAACUAAACGAGAUCUUCCAUGAAGUAGACUUCAGACGACGGAACGAGCUUGGGUUUGAUGAUUUUACCAGGCUCUACCAGAAACUCAUGACAUCUUCCAACACCAUACAAGACUAUUUUGAUGGUUCAAUGCCCUACUCCAAAAACGGGCAAACUGUGACUUUGCAAGAGUUUCAAAAGUUUCUCAUCGAUGUUCAAAACGAUCCACUCGGACACGACGAUAAGACGGCUUCAAAUUUCAUUCGGGAAUACGUACAGGAUCCGAUUCGAGACGUACAAGAACCUUAUCUGAAGAUUCAAGAGUUCAUCGAUUUUCUGUUUUCACGGCAAAAUGAAGUCUGGAACACCGAUUGCGAUACGGUUUACCAGGACAUGAACCGACCUCUUGCUCACUAUUGGAUAUCAUCGUCACACAAUACAUAUCUUACUGGUGAUCAAUUCUCUAGCGAGUCCUCCGUCGAAGCGUACGCCCGCGCAUUGCGGAUGGGCUGUCGGUGCAUUGAACUGGACUGCUGGGAUGGUCCUGACAACAUGCCACUGAUCUUCCAUGGACACACGUUCACAACGAAAAUUAAAUUUAAAGAUGUUAUUAAAAUAAUCAAGGAACACGCGUUCGUUACGUCCGAAUAUCCGGUAAUACUGUCAAUUGAACAAAAUUGCUCACUAGCUCAACAAAGAAAAAUGGCCUAUGCGAUGCAGGAAGUGUUUGGUGAUAUGCUGCUUACUAACCAAGUAGAGAAAAAUGAACUUCAACUUCCUUCGCCGCAACAGUUGAAAAGGAAAAUAAUAUUAAAACACAAGAAACUACCUGAGAAUGGAGGAAAACAAGAGGACGGUGCAGUACCGAACGAUGGUGCACUGGUACGAGCCGAUGAGACUGAGUUGGAUAUUAGGAAUACUGUCAAAAAUGGGAUACUAUUCCUGGAGGACCCGGUUGAUAAGGUUUGGAAUCCACACUUUUUUGUUCUGACUCAACACAAACUGUUUUAUACGGAUAGUCAAAAAACGGAGCGGGAAGAUGUGCGUGAUGACGAAUUUGAGAGUAGCUUUUCAAGACCGAAGGAGAGCGUAACGAAUGAUGAGUUACAUUUCGGAGAGAAUUGGUUUCACGGAAAACUGUCCGGUGGCCGGGAGGAAGCUGAAAGUCUCUUACGCCAAUACGCUCAUCUUGGUGAUGGAACAUUCCUCGUACGCGAGAGUGUCACAUUUGUCGGCGACUAUUGUUUAUCGUUUUGGCGUCAAGGAAAGCCUAAUCAUUGCAGAAUUAAACUUAAGCAAGAUAAAGGAGUAACGAAAUAUUACUUGAUGGAAAACAAUCUGUUUGACAGUUUAUACAGUUUAAUUAUUCAUUAUCGUCAGAACCCAUUGAGAAGCUCAGAAUUUUAUAUUACUUUGAAAGAACCAGUUCCACAGCCGAACAAGCAUGAAAGUAAAGAAUGGUACCACCAGAAUACAACCCGUGAGCAAUCGGAAAUUAUACUGCAUCAGCUGUUGAACGAUGGCGCAUUCCUAGUCAGACCCAGUGAUAAGGGACCGAAUGCAUUCGUAAUUUCAUUCAGAGCUCAUAAAAAAAUAAAACAUUGUCGAAUCAAAGUCGAAGGUCGGCUCUACGGAGUGGGCGGUAUGGAUUUCGAAAGUUUAAUAGAUCUCGUCAAUUUCUACAUGAAACAUCCUCUCUACAAAAAGGUUAAACUAACGCACCCAAUACCGAAAGAUAUGUUGAAACGCAUCAAUACGAUGAAUGGUCCUGAAGAUAACGGAGCUUACAGUUACAUGGAUCCUUCCUGCAUUAACGAGAAGGUUACCGUAAAAGCACUUUAUGAUUACAAAGCACAACGCGAUGACGAGCUCUCGUUUUGCAAACAUGCCAUUAUAACCAGCGUAAAGAAAAGUAAUGAACUUUGGUGGACUGGGGAUUAUGGUGGCAAAAAGCAGCACUAUUUCCCUGCUAACUACGUUCAAGAGAUUGGCACUUCUGAUGGGAAUAGCGAUGAUAGUGGAAGUGAUUCAUUAAUGUUGGGAAGUUUACAAAAAGGAUCUCUGGACGUUCACGGAGCUGUGGUCGAUUUGACAUACGGUCCACACCCGGAAUUGGAACGGAUACUACGGAUUCAGAAUCCGUCAAUGCAGAAUAUUUUUGAGGUGGGAGUGCAAACCAAAGAACAUGCUAUGGAGUGGAUGACGGCAAUCAAGGAAGCUGCUCAAAAUGCUAGCGUCUUGGAAGAUGAACGUAGAAAAAUGGAACGAAAUUCUCGCGUAGCGAAGGAGAUGUCCGACAUGAUUAUCUAUUGCCGAAGCGUUCCAUUCAAAAAUUGUGCUUGGGUGUUUUAUGAGAUGUCGAGCUUUCCAGAGACUAAAGCAGAAAAAUACUUCUUGCAGCAAGAGACAAGACUGUUUGUUCGGUAUCAUCGUAACCAAAUUAGUCGAGUGUAUCCUAAAGGCCAACGAUUGGAUUCGUCAAAUUACCACCCGGUGCCACUGUGGAAUACUGGAUCUCAGAUGAUUGCCCUGAACUAUCAGACACCCGAUAAACCAAUGCAACUUAAUCAAGCCAAAUUCAGGGACAACGGAUUAUGCGGGUACAUAUUGAAACCGGAAUUUAUGUUCCGAGAGGAAUUCGAUCCUAAUGAUCCGAACACAUUGAUUGGUGUGGAGGAAAAGGUGAUUAAUAUUAGAAUUAUUGGUGCAAGGCAUCUUUGCAAAGGCGGGCGAAACAUCACGAGCCCGUUGGUAGAAAUCGACCUACUAGGUGCUUCAUUCGACAGUGGAGUUAAACACCGUACCAGAGCAGUAGCUGACAAUGGAUUCAACCCAAUUUGGAAUGAAAUUUGUGAAUUCCGUGUCAUCAAUCCGUACUUUGCCAUGUUACGUUUCGAGGUUCAAGACGAAGACAUGUUCGGUGAGCCCAAUUUCAUUGGACAGGCAAUUUUCCCGGUGAACACCCUCCGAACGGGAUAUCGAAGUGUCCCCCUAAGAAAUAAGUACAGCGAGGAAUUGGAAUUGGCAACCCUUCUUGUUCACCUUAGUAUUCGUACGCAAGAACAGAAUGGAAACGAUAGGAGAAAUAUGUUAGGCUAGACUCGUAGUCAAUUAUUUGACAAGUUUCCCUGUCUUUUAAUAUGCAUAUAAGGUUAAAUGGUAAUUCGCUGGUAAUUAUGGAGACUUCAUACGGCAAGUAUUAUUUAUUGAGGAUAUAUUUCAAACGCAACGAAACCUGAACAAAACGAAAAGAGUAAAAGUGCCUAAUUAGUCUAACUGAAACAGUUUUAAAUUUAACAUAUAAU
Ochlerotatus camptorhynchus is the source of this 4303-nucleotide messenger RNA. RefSeq names its product small wing phospholipase C gamma 1 (gene sl). The transcript is spliced from 14 exons. The record is from RefSeq and is a predicted model, not a curated record. The coding region runs from base 471 to 4097 and encodes 1208 amino acids. Lineage: Eukaryota; Metazoa; Arthropoda; Insecta; Diptera; Culicidae. Gene Ontology annotation, biological process: phospholipid catabolic process; positive regulation of epithelial cell migration; phosphatidylinositol-mediated signaling. Gene Ontology annotation, molecular function: protein binding; phosphatidylinositol-4,5-bisphosphate phospholipase C activity.